AUGAGUUACUGUAAAACCUGUAAAAUAUCAUAUUAUUCAUGUCGUUAUGAAAAAGAAGCUGUGAAAUUAAAAUAUGUGACAGCAACAUCAAUCAAGAAUUCGAAAUAUAUAUGUCUUGGUGGAAAGAUCGUUUUUCAUCAAAUAUUGUUUGAAACUUUUACGUCUCAACUGAUACUCGCUCAUUCAUCGUUUGAAGGUUUUUGUGCUGCCUAUAAUCGUACUAUUGCUAUGACAAAAUUACCAGAACAAGUUCAGCAACAACCGAAAAUGGACCAAAAAUUGUUUCAAAACCGUUGGUUCACAUAUGAACUGGCGAACGUGAACAAUAUUUAA
Didymodactylos carnosus is the source of this 333-nucleotide messenger RNA. The record is from the annotation of a GenBank genome assembly. Lineage: Eukaryota; Metazoa; Rotifera; Eurotatoria; Philodinida; Philodinidae.